AUGAAUCCCGACGACUACGAUUUGAGUACAUCGGAUGGCUGCAGACGGGCCUUGACUCGAGCCUUGUUCGAUUGCGUUAAUGAAGCCGCAGUGGAAUGCUUGGCCGCAGCGGCGGCGGCGGUGGCGGCGGUGGCGCGGGUCCCUCGUUCGAUUCGAUGUCGAACGUUUGUCCCCCGCGAACACGACGUAGCUCACGAACGGCUGUUCGCAGACUAUUUUGUCGAGCAACCACGGUGGGGCCCCACCUUUUUUCACCGCCGUUUUAGAAUGAGCCGAGAUCUUUUUCUUCACAUUGUGCACACGUUGGAAGGACGUGAUGAAUACUUCCAGUAUCGUGAAGACGGCAUCGGUAGACCCGGACUUACGCCGUUGCAGAAGUGCACGGUUGCGAUUCGGCAGUUGGCCUACGGCACCACAACGGAUAUGUUCGACGAGUACCUUCACAUCGGGGAUACAACUGGCCGCAGUUGUCUAAAGAAUUUUUGUAAGGGAGUUGUGGAGGCUUUUUGCGACAUAUAUUUGCGACGCCCGACCUGCUGA
Salvia hispanica is the source of this 540-nucleotide messenger RNA. NCBI's taxonomy places the organism in Eukaryota, Viridiplantae, Streptophyta, Magnoliopsida, Lamiales, Lamiaceae. The record is from RefSeq and is a predicted model, not a curated record.